This is a messenger RNA of Rotaria sordida, 510 nucleotides long. Lineage: Eukaryota; Metazoa; Rotifera; Eurotatoria; Philodinida; Philodinidae. The record is from the annotation of a GenBank genome assembly.
AUGGCAGUUGAUCUUAUUAAACCAUUAAAUGUAAUACCAAUACUGAAAGAAUAUCAUAUUCUUGAGUUAGAUUCCUUAAGUAAAUACACUUUUAGUCAACUCAAUGCAAAAUCAAAAAUGAUAGAUUCUUCAAUUAUAUCAAUAACAUAUAGUAAAAGUAGCUUACACUCAGAAUUGGAUACAGAUGAUGAAGAGUACGAUGAAGAUGAUUAUUUAAAUAAUAACGAUGAAUUUAUUAGCAACAUUUAUGAGGACAGUCAAAGUCUGAACGAUUCAUUUGAUGAUGAUGAUGAAGAAGAAGAAAAUAUGAAUUCGAUAAAAACUGAUUUUGAUGGUAUAAAGAUUUUAGAUCAUAUAAAAAUGGAGCAAAAAGAUCGCUAUUUUAAAAUUAAAAUUAAUGAUAAGGUGAAGUACAUGCAUAAGCAAACAGCAUGUUGGAUAUUACCGAAUGACAAUGAAAAACUUUCAUCAGAUCGUUUAUCUCGUGUAAUACAAACAAACAAAAAGUAA